This is a messenger RNA of Botrytis fragariae, 1638 nucleotides long. RefSeq names its product putative phosphotransferase enzyme family protein. Gene Ontology annotation, cellular component: mitochondrion. The transcript is spliced from 4 exons. Lineage: Eukaryota; Fungi; Ascomycota; Leotiomycetes; Helotiales; Sclerotiniaceae. The coding region runs from base 1 to 1638 and encodes 545 amino acids. The record is from RefSeq and is a predicted model, not a curated record.
AUGUUCUCCAAACUACUGUCCCAUGCUAUUUUUCGUAGAUCUGUCUCCAUUCCAAGAUCCAGCACUAUACCACAUAUCCAGGCGCCGUCCAAAGACCCCCUUUUCCCAUUCAUAUACACGAGCGGACGAUGGGUGCACCGGGAUAAGGAGCAGCGCGCCUUGCGACGUGUCGAUUUCCAAUUCCAAGAACUUUGCAAGAAAGUCUUGUCAUUAUGUUCAGAGGCCUCGCACAUAAUUAGUUACGAGAAAAAGGAGGGUGGUUUCAACAGGGUUCUCAUAUUUCUCUUGAAUAAUGGGAAACGAGUAGUGGCACGUCUGCCAACUCGAGUCGCAGGCCCGUCGGCUCUGACCACUAAUUCCGAAGUUGCUACCAUUGCAUAUGUGAAAUCUCAUACUACAAUUCCCGUGCCCCAUAUUCUCGCUUGGUCAGAUGACGCGAGUAAUCCCAUUGGCAGCGAAUACAUCAUCAUGAAACACGUCGAGGGUGUGCAAUUACAAGAACGAUGGCUUACCAUGUCCGGAAGUCAAUAUACCCGAUGUGUUCAAUCAGCGUGCAUGACAAUGAAGCAGUUGGCAGCACUUGAAUUUCCAGCAUAUGGGAGCAUAUAUUUUGAGAACGCACCAUUUGACUCGACCUUGAAGAUACCCCUUAGCGAAGGCUUUUGUAUUGGGCCACACUGCUCAACUACAUAUUGGGAUCGCAGUGCCAGCCACACGGAAAAGGGUCUUACGGUUCCUGCUGGUCCUUGGAAGAAUCUCGCAGCGUAUGCAUCGGGUCUUGUAGCCAAUGGUCACUCUAAACUUCCAUCCACCUCCUCCCAAAUCGAUCUAUCACGACCAUCCUAUUUCGGCACUGUCAAGGAGCACCGGAACCUCCUAGAUUUGGCUCAGAUUAUACUUCAAAAACUGAUAACGCAACCACAAAUUGAAAAUGCUUCGGCACCAACUCUACUCCAUGCAGACUUACACGCCAGGAACAUUUAUGUUUCGGACGAAGACCCAACCUUAAUCACAUGUCUUAUUGAUUGGCAAUCGAGCUCAAUUGAACCCGCGUUCACAUAUGCAAAUGAUGUGCCAGAUUUUGCCGCUGCCCCUGAAGAUUCACCAGAAGAAGCGGCUUCAAGUCACCAACCUUCUUUAUCCGAGCAAGACAUCAAAAUGCAAAAGGUGGCUUCGUACAGUAAUCAGGCAUAUGAAAUUUGCAUGAAAGCUUUCAUUCCCAAAAUGCGGGUGGCGAGAUCAGUUCACCAGUUGCUUGUCCGGCCAUUUCAGUACUCCAACACUUCAUGGAGAGAUAGUGCAACUGCGUUGCGGCAGGAAUUUCUUGAUCUCGCAGAGAAUUGGAAUCAUUUGGGUUUAGUUGGGAAAUGUCCUUACCGUCCUACUCCGGAAGAGCUUGCGAAACAUCAGGAAGAACACAAGGCUUUUGAACACGUCCAGGAGCUCAAACUGAUGCUUAUCGAACUUCUACGUACAAAUUCUGACGGAUGGGUGCCCAUUGAAUGCUGGGAGGAGGUAAGGCGUGCUCACAAAAAAAUCUUUGAUCUUGCGUUGGAAACUGCACGCAAAGGUGAAGAUGAGUCAAUGACCGAGAAGGAUGUGAAGGAGUUGUGGCCUUUUGAUGAUUGCAAGUCUUGA